UGUAAUUUUCCCGCGUGUGUGUAAAAGAAAAUUUAUCUUUAAUUGGGUUUGGAAGGGGAAGAAGCGAAAGGAUGAAAGAUUUGGACGUAAGGAAUGCGCCCUGUGCCGUUGUUCUCCAAAAAGGGUAUCCCUUUUCCACCAGUGUCAACUAGUGCUCCUCUACUCCACAAACUUUUCUCCUCUUCCGUCUCCCUCACGCCAGAAAUUGAAGCCGAAUACUUCUCCCGUAUCCUCCAAAGAUGCGCCCGCACCUCAAACCUCCUCCUCGGCGCCGCCAUCCAUUCUCUCCUCCUCAAAAGCUCUCUCCUUUCCUCCUCCCCCUUCCUACAUAACCACCUCCUCAACAUGUACUUCAAGUCCUCCGCGGAUACUUCUCUCUCCCUCCAACUUUUCGACGAAAUGCCCCAACCCAACCUCGUCUCGUGGUCCGUCGUCAUCGCCGGUCUCGUGCAGAGCGGCCAUGCUCGUCAAGCUCUCUCCUUUUUCAACCAAAUGCUUCGUUGCGGUACUCACCCAAACGAAUUCGCGCUGGUAAGCGCUCUCCAUGCUGGCUCACUCUCCGGCGGCCUAUCUCAAGCUCGGCAGGUAUUCUCCCAUGUUAUUCGCCUUGGUUUUGAGUCGAAUGUGUUUCUCAUAAAUGCCUUUCUCAUGGCUUUGAUAAGAAAUAACGUGUUCGAAGAGGCAUUGGAGUUGUUCGAGAAAUGUCUUAUCAGGGACGUGGUUACCUGGAAUUCUAUGAUCGCCGGAUACCUGCAAUUUGAUUGCGUCAAGGUUUGGGAUUUAUGGCGUCAAAUGAAUCUGGAAGGCGUGAGUCCUGAUGAGUACACGUUUAGCAGCGUUCUGACUGGGUUGGCAACAAGUUCGAGCUUGAUUAAUGGUUUACAAGUCCACGCCGAACUGGUAAAGCAUGGUUUCAGGGAGGAUAUAUGUGCGGGAAACUCACUGUUACACAUGUACAUAAAAAACCGAACUUUGACCGACGGAUUUAAAGUAUUUGAAGAAAUGCCGCAUAGGGAUGUGGCUGCUUGGACCCAAAUGGCUUCUGGCUGCCUACAUUGUGGGCAACCUUCAGAAGCCAUAGAAAUCAUCAAAUUAAUGAAAGCAGCUGGAAUCUGUCCUAACAAGUUCACAUUAGCAACCGAAUUGAAUGCUUGUGCUAGCUUGGCUUCCUUAGAGCAGGGAAAGAAGGCUCAUGGAUUCAGGAUCAAGCUGGGCGUUGAGGUAGAUGAAUGCGUGGAUAACGCCCUCAUCGACAUGUAUUCUAAAUGUGGUUCUAUGAAAGAUGCCUGCUCAGUCUUCUGGUUCAUGAAAGCAAGGUCUGUCAUUUCAUGGACGACAGUUAUCAUGGGAUUUGCUCAGAAUGGAUUUGCUUUCGAAGCCAUAGAAGCUUUUGAACAUAUGAUCUCUUCCAAUGAGAUGCCCAAUUAUAUCACGCUGAUAUGUGUUCUGCAUGCGUGCAGCCAAGGUGGGUUUGUUGAUGAAGGAUGGAAGUACUUCACAUCUAUGGUGAAUGAUUAUGGCGUCUAUCCAGGAGAAGAUCACUAUUGCUGUAUGGUUGAUCUGCUUGGGAAAGCUGGAAAGCUUAGAGAGGCUGAAGAACUGAUACUUGGCAUGCCAUUCCGGCCCGGCACGCUUGUUUGGCAGACGUUGCUUGGAGCUUGUGGGCUUCAUGGUGAGGUGGAGAUAGGGAAGAGAGCAGCGGAGAAUGUGCUUGCUGCGGAGAAGAAGGAUCCGUCGACUUAUGUUUUGCUGUCAAACAUGUUGGCGAAAGCAAGUAAUUGGGAUGGAGUUAGAAGUGUGAGGGAGCUUAUGCAGUGUGGUGAAGUGGAGCGAAUUGCUGGAUCUAGUUGGACUUUGCCACUGCUGUAGGAGCGCUAACAGAGGUUUAGCUCUUCACUUGUUCUGAGGGAUUCUCUUUAGUCAUAGGCAGUGCUAUGAGCUAAGAUGAAUAAUUAAGUUUUUAAAAUUAAAAUAUAAUUUAUCCUAUUUAAAAAAAGGAGAGUAUAAACAGUUGAUAUAAUUAAAGAGCUCAAAUGGUUCGAUGAGAUGCAAUUUUUUAUAGGGAUAAUUAGAUACGGAGCACAAGAAACAUUGCUAU
Molecule: messenger RNA, 2098 nt
Organism: Phalaenopsis equestris
Lineage: Eukaryota; Viridiplantae; Streptophyta; Magnoliopsida; Asparagales; Orchidaceae
Product: pentatricopeptide repeat-containing protein At2g13600-like
Exons: 1
Coding region: 94-1869 (591 amino acids)
Biological process (GO): RNA modification
Molecular function (GO): RNA binding; protein binding
Source: RefSeq, a predicted model, not a curated record